Molecule: messenger RNA, 961 nt
Organism: Coregonus clupeaformis (lake whitefish)
Lineage: Eukaryota; Metazoa; Chordata; Actinopteri; Salmoniformes; Salmonidae
Exons: 3
Coding region: 188-700 (170 amino acids)
Biological process (GO): negative regulation of cell population proliferation; negative regulation of mitotic cell cycle
Cellular component (GO): nucleus; cytoplasm
Source: RefSeq, a predicted model, not a curated record
UGUUUACCAGCUGAGCAGAAAAAGAAGCAGCUGUGUAGUGAGCGCGAAAGAGAUUGCACUGAAAUACGUUUUUUCCACGUAAUCUACAUUUUCCCCUUUUCAAAAUCUCGCAGUCCUAUUUGCAAGAAGAAGAAGCGAUCCAGUAACUUUUUCCUGAUUGUAGACCAGCUGAUGAUACGGAUAUAAAAUGAAAACUGAAGUAUCCACUGCAGCGAAUUUCAUCUCCAGAUUACUGAAAACAACUGGACUGCUAUCCCAGGAGCAACUUCAGCAUUUCAGCCAUUCCCUCGAAAAAUCUCUGGGAGAUCACUACAAGCACCACUGGUUCCCUAACGCUCCCUGCCGGGGCUCAGCUUACAGAUGCAUCAGAAUCAAUGAGAACCACAAGAUGGACCCGGUGAUCGGGGAGGCCGCCGGCACCAUUGGACUGACCAGAGAACAGCUCUUCUCCCUUCUGCCCAGCGAGCUCACCAUGUGGGUGGACCCGUACGAGGUGUCGUACAGGAUCGGAGAGGACGGCUCCAUCUGCGUCCUCUAUGAAUCUGAGCCAUCAUCAUCAUCAUCAUCAUCUACAGCCUCUAACCAGAGCCAAGGGGACAGCAACAACAGAGCAGGCAGUUGCAAAGGUGAACUGAGAGUGGGGAUGGGGAGGUCCAAAAAGCCCAAGUCCUUCACCAUGAUAAGGAUCUCCAGUAGCUAAAUGUUUACCUGCCCCACCCUCCUGGACACUUGGACCUAGGUUACACACAUAUUGGUUAGAAUAAUUGUUCAUUUCUUUCUUUCUUUUUUUUAAUAUUAAAAAAUAUGUUUAGUACUUUGAAGAUCAACUUGUUCACCUUUAUGGAUAUUGAUACUACAUGGGUCUAUUUUGAGAUAGAAUUAUUGACAGAAGAUUAAUUUUUAACGUAUGUUCUUGAUGUUGCUAAUUUAUACACAGUAUAUUAAACACACUGCAUUUGAA